AUGCUACGAGAGCAAACCGUCGCCGACGCAGGCCAGCACAUCAAGGAUGGUUUCAAGCCGACACAUACUAUCGCUGAAGAGCCAUGCAUUCAUGUUGGUCAGUCUGCCAGUUUGCGCGACGGCCGAAUCUCUGCGCCCUUGUUUCCAGCAGAGAACGAGGCUUUCACAACCAGCACGGCCACAGGAUUGGAAAGUCUUGACGGGGAAAUGGCUCGUGACGAAUUUCAGAGUCUUGGAAUGAGCCAAGCUAAGCAAGAAACAAAGCCCUUUAGCGAAACACAUCUUGAGGUAUCGCUUCCGGUGUCUUACACGAUUCAAAUCCCGAAGGCGGAUUACUCUGAGCCAACAACAACCACACGCACGGUAUAUCAGCUCUUGCUUGCUCUUAACUACCUCUUUGUUGCCGUAAUGCUGCCCGGAGAUGAAGGAUCAUUGCAUCAAAUUAUUUGCCGCGACGAAGUUGACUGGGAUCGAUCCUUCGUCCCCCAGUAUGGUAGGCUGGGGUCGUGGUUAACUGCAGCGCGCCAGGCUCUCACCGAGUCAAGUCACCUCUCAGCCGUAUCGGCAGAGGACAUGAAGCUGCAAAUCAAAUAUCUAUUGUCUGCACUCAGUCAGCAUGCAUCUCCUCCAUUGAAUUGCUUACAAGCGCGGCCACCAUACCGGCCCUUCGGGACGAAGGCGAGUGUAGCAUUGAUCUGUUACGCCUUCAUGGGAAUCAAAGCGUGCGACAUGAAUGGAUAUGAUCGGAAAGAGAUAUGGGCCCUUGACGAUGUAGCUCUCCGAACGAUGGUGCUGCGACUCAACGAUUCUCCACUAUUUCCGGCCCAGGUCACUCUAUCUGAGGUCCGCUCCCUUAUUGUGGGUCUUCAGAGAGCCUUUCAACUUGAAGAGAUUCGUGUCGCCUCAACAAAACCGCAGGUCCUGCGUCUGGAUCAAGACUCUCAAGUUGAAAAUUAUUAUCGGUCGGCCUUUUCAUCUUUGGAGCCUGAACUACUACCCAAGCUUUUCUUCAUCAUAUUUAAAAGAGUUGCACCCGCAAAUGUGACUAUAAAGGAUCCACUUACAGCUCUUGCAAAGUUCUUCUCAGAGUCCGAUGCAGUGAAGGAUCUUGAGGUUGCCGUUGCCCAAAUGCCUGAAGUAGAGGCGUCAAGAUCAGACCGGCUUAUAGUCACAGAGAUAUUUCAUGUGAAGGCAUGGCACCAUGCCUACUUGAGAAGCCCCUGCGGUGAGUUUUUCUAUACCGGAGACUCAUAG
Messenger RNA from Penicillium brasilianum, 1254 nucleotides. The record is from the annotation of a GenBank genome assembly. Lineage: Eukaryota; Fungi; Ascomycota; Eurotiomycetes; Eurotiales; Aspergillaceae.